Molecule: messenger RNA, 2145 nt
Organism: Miscanthus lutarioriparius
Lineage: Eukaryota; Viridiplantae; Streptophyta; Magnoliopsida; Poales; Poaceae
Source: the annotation of a GenBank genome assembly
AUGAAGAACAAAGCAUCGGUUUCUAGGUUACAGAUCGAAAAACACGUCUCCUUGCUCGCCUACGCCGGCACCUGCGUGGUUUUAAUCAAUCCUGAACCAAAGGCACGAAGAAUCAACAGGGUGAUUCUGUCAGAGCUUCUCAAGGUGCAUGGUGCAACAUCCCUCGCCCACAAGAUACCUGCCUAUGAUGGAAGCAAGAGCCUGUACACAGCAGGCGAGCUGCCCUUCAAAUCAAUGGAGUUUGUUCUCAAGUUAGGGCGCCGGGAAAUUGAGUACAAGGUGACAAUCCGAUAUGCGGCACGGCCAAACCUGUACCAUCUUCAGCAAUUCCUCGAGGGUCAGCAAAGGGACGCGCCAUAUGACACAAUCCAGGCACUGGAUGUUGCCCUAAGAGAGUCACCUUCUCUCAAUUAUGUCACUCUUUCUCGUUCCUUCUUCUCCAAGAAGUUUGGUGAUGGGGAGGACAUUGGUGGUGGGCUAGAGUGCUGGAGAGGAUAUUACCAGAGCUUGCGCCUAACUCAAAUGGGUCCCUCCUUGAACAUUGGAAAAAGAAGCAUCUACAAGAUAACUGGGAUUACCCCUGUUCCAUUGGCUCAGCUGAGCUUUUCUUGUAACGAAGGCCCUCAGUUGACUGUUGUCCAGUACUUUGCACAACAGUACAAUUACCGGUUGCGCUACACUGCUUGGCCCUGCCUGCAGUCUGGCAAUGAUUCUAAGCCGAUAUAUUUACCAAUGGAGGUGUGCCAAAUCAUUGAAGGGCAGAGGUAUCCUAGGAAGCUCAGCGACACACAGGUGGCCAGCAUACUGAAGGCAACCUGUAAACGUCCUCAGGAGAGGGAGGAUAGCAUUAUUAAGAUGGUUCGCCACAACAACUAUUCAGCUGAUAGGAUGGCACAGGUGUUUGGGAUCACUGUGGCCAACCAGAUGGCUAAUGUGCAAGCCCGUGUUCUGCCCCCACCUAUGCUGAAAUACCAUGAAUCUGGAAAGGAGAAAACCGUUGCACCAAGCUUGGGGCAAUGGAAUAUGAUUAACAAGAAAAUGGUCAAUGGUGGAACCGUUCGCAGCUGGACUUGUUUGAGCUUUUCGCGGAUUCCGCUUCAUGUAGUAGACAGAAUAUGCGAGGACCUGGCUCAGAUGUGCAAUUCCAUUGGCAUGGAUUUCAAUCCAAGGCCAGUGACAGAAGUUCAGUCAGACUCGCCCAACCACAUAGAAGCUGCUUUAAGGGAUGUUCACAUGAGGGCUCCGAAUUUGCAGCUGCUUAUUGUGAUUCUUCCAGAUAUUUCUGGUCAUUAUGGGAAAAUUAAGAGGAUGUGCGAGACUGACCUUGGUAUAGUAUCUCAGUGCAUCAAUCCGAAGAAGAAUAAAACAAACAGUAUUUUGAAAAUGUCGCCCUUAAAAUCAAUGUGGUUGCAUCCAUGGACUGGCCACAGGUCACAACAUAUAAAGCACUGGUCUCGGGCACAAGCACAUAGGGAAGAGAUUAUACAAAAUCUCUUCUGGACUGGUACAGAUCCACAGAAGGGCACUCCAGUGAACGGUGGAAUGAUAAGAGAGUUGCUGACUUCAUUCUAUAAGAGGACUGGCCGGAAGCCCCAAAGGAUUAUAUUUUACAGGGAUGGUGAAGGCCUGUGCCUCUAUGCAAGAUGGGUAUCUACCCCCAGUGACAUUUGUGGUGGUACAGAAAAGGCACCACACAAGGCUUUUCCUGAAGUUCAUGGAAGGAGAGAUCUUACUGACAAAAGUGGAAACAUUCUUCCUGGAACUGUGGUUGAUACCAGCAUUUGUCAUCCCAGCGAGUUUGAUUUCUACCUUUGUAGCCAUGCUGGAAUUAAGGGAACAAGCAGGCCAACACACUAUCAUGUCCUCUACGAUGAGAACCAUUUCUCGGCUGAUGCGCUGCAGAUGCUCACAAACAGCCUGUGCUACACAUACGCACGCUGCACGCGCGCUGUCUCUGUUGUUCCACCAGCCUACUACGCUCACCUGGCAGCAUUCCGCGCGAGGUACUACUACGACGAGCAAGAUAGCACCGAUGGAACCUCAGUUGUCAGUGGCGGUGCCGCCGCAGCCGGCGGUGGUCCAGCUGCAUUCCGCAGGCUCCCCCAGAUCAAGGAGAAUGUGAAGGAAGUGAUGUUCUUCUGCUGA